Molecule: messenger RNA, 3669 nt
Organism: Saprolegnia parasitica CBS 223.65
Lineage: Eukaryota; Oomycota; Saprolegniomycetes; Saprolegniales; Saprolegniaceae
Exons: 3
Coding region: 1171-3615 (814 amino acids)
Source: RefSeq, a predicted model, not a curated record
GAACAGUGCAGCGCUGCACAUCCAAUGUCUCGUUCGCCAACGGGCAGCAAGAAAGCGGGUGGCCGAGCGCCGAGUCGAAGUGAUGCGGGCCAUCCAAGAAGACGACGAAAACAACGGCGGCGAGUAUGCCGAUGACGACUUUGGCUCACCGCCGCCGUCGCGGGAACACCAGGAAUACCUGCCGAUGGUCGAUUCGGCGAUUGCGUCGCCAAAGGCUGCCGACGCGCUUGGAUCACUCUCGACGUCCCACGACGGCGUCAUUGAACACGUGGGUCGUUCAUUGGGGGCGCCCAUCGACGCUGAGAAUGCACCGGUCGACGAGUACGUCAGUGAUGACUUAAACUCCCCACCGUCGUCGGCUGCCGGUGUCGAUCGCACACAAAUGGCUGCCGUCGCACCCGACGAGACACCCAGUCGCACUCUUUUGACGUAUGCUCGAGCGUCGACACCGGCAGAGUACGACGGUGACGGGUUUGAGUCGCCGUUGCCAACGACCGAUCGGAUGCACCUCGACCCGGCGUCUUCGGAGGCAACUCUGGGCGAGAUCGACGCCGCCAGUGUUGUGCCGCCGUUGGCCUUGAACUUUGAUAUGCCGCGCGACGUUAGCGACGGGGACGACGAUGUGACACUGCCGCUGCAUGUGCCGAGUCCAUGCAAAAAAGCGAGCGCCCGCGGCGAAGAGCUCGUCAUCGAAUGCGACGACGCACCAAUGGCGACGGAAGCGACGACGACUGCUCGGCUGCAACCGGCGGGGGUUGCCCACGAACGCCCCGACUUUGAGCUCACGCCCCGCCUUCCGGACUUUACGCACGACGACGAUGCGACACUACACGUAGACGACACUGUCGAUCGUGCGGGCGACGCGUCAAUGCCACCGGUCGAGAUCGCCGUCGAUACCAGCAACCGCGAGCCGGUGGUGGGUGGCGUUGAUGCCUCGGCGGUGUCAUGUGGCGAGCUAUCAAUGUCGUUGGAGGCGGCCGACUCUGCACCGACAAACGACGGUAGUGAAGGUGCAUUGGAGUGCACUCCACCCCCAAUGGACGUGGCUGCGGACGCUGCUAUCGUCGAAGCCACGCAAGAGUCAAAUGCCGUCGACCAAUCCACGGUGAAAACGGCGGGGCUGCUGUGCCUACCGAGCUGUCGACAGAUGUUGCGGGGCGUGAGCCACCAAUGCGUGACGACGAUCCAACAGAGUCGAUGCUGGCUGCCGACGCAACAUCCGACGAGAGCAACGCGCCUGCAGUUACCAUUCCAUGUGUGUUCAUGGACAAUCUCGACAGCUCGCAUGAGGUCGAUGAGGGUACACGGACCGACAAAACCGACGCGACCGAGCACAUGGCAACCACAGAAGUUGCUGUUCCCAGCGCCCGUGGCAGUGACAACGGAGACGACGACAUGUACGAAGAAGCGUUUGACAAUUCGGCGCGCUCCACAAAUGACGAAGUAUCUACUACGGUCGACACCAAAUCGCCGUCGGACGCUACGGCGUCACCGAUGACGGAUCGUGACGCACUUCUUCAGAGUGCGCCGACAUCACCACGGUCGGUGACGGCAACCAAAGACGCCGUCGAUUCGGGCACCACCGACACGGAUGCGAUCCAAGACAGCUACCGUGACAAAGAUGACGACGAGGCUCCUUCGGAGAACGCUGUCGGUGCAUCUCGCAGUAGCACAGCGCGGUACAGCGACGACGCGUCGACACCUCGAGCGAACGACAGUGCUCUGGACGCCGGGCCGCCGAUGCCGCUGACCAGCGAACCAACGCUCGGUAACGACGGAACGUCACACGCGAAUGCAGCACAAGACGCGCUGCCGACGGCUCGCGACAAUCAAGGACUCUCGGCGCGGUAUAGUGACGACGGCGAGUUCAAUCCAGAUACUUUAACAAACGACGGCAGUGGCAAGGCCGUAGCGAUUAGCGAGCCCGGCGCGCCAUCCACCUCCACCCCACCGGUCGAGGGAGAGGACGAAGCCAUCAACCAACUUGCCGACGUUGUGGCGUCGUCGGACGUAUUGUUGCUGAGCAACGCCGAUUCUGCACCGAUCCAAGAGCCAACGUCGACGAGUGAACCGCCGGCGCUGGACGAACCUCUAAUGACAGCGGCCGUGGCUGACGUCGAUGCGGGCAACGAUGCACGCGACGACGUGUCCUAUGGCUAUGACGACGAGCCGUCAGCAAGCGGUGAUCCAUCGGCCAAGCUCGACACCGUGUCAACACAAGACGCUGUUGCAGUAGCAGCGAUAGCACGACCAGUGAAUGCGAUCGUUCCAGAUACGACCGACUUGGACGACGACAAGGACACCGGACGUUACAGCAGCGCGAGUCCUCGCUCCGAGUCGCCUUCCGCAGCAGAGAGCGUGGUGGCGUCGCCACGCGCUUCUCCGCCGACGAACACCGGCGACACCAGGGCCGAUGGUAUCGUUGCAGUUGCAAGCGACUUGGCAUCAGGCGUCGAUGCACCACUGCAAGCAUCGGCUUCCACCCCGUCGACGAUAGAGGCACACGGCACGUACGACGAGGACGAGUACUCGACCGACAUUGCCCGGGACGAAGGGUAUUGGGUAGCACCGCCGGAGGACCGCCGAGGACCUGAUACUACAACGACACCACAACCCGUGGAGCCAGCGACCUCUGGAGAUACGACGGACACGGAAGCUGUCGAUAUCACGUCCCCAUCAGCGGCGCUCAAGGUGGCUGCCAACGUUGAUGGUGACGAGGUGUACGAAGACGACCCUUACGAAAACGAUCUGGACACCGGUCGAUACAGCAGUGUCAGUGCUGACACGACCCCCGCCGAAGCGUCCGUCACUGCGCUGGACAAAACGACUAUCGGUAGCAACGAUCCGUUGUCGGUGCCAUCGGGUGCGCCGCCGACCGACGCCGACGCAACGGAGUACGACGAUGACACAGAGUUGUACGGCGACGACGAAGCAUCGCCACCGGUAGCUACUAGCGCGUUGGCAGCCCCGUCAACGGGCGCCAACGUCCCACCACCUAUGUUUACACCCAUGGGGGACACCGAGGUGGACGAGACAGUCAACGACACCGACACGAGCCGCUACAGUGACUUGGACCCAGAGUCGACAAUUGCGACCUUGGCAACGAUCGAGUCGACGUCCAUGACGGCGCCCGAGGCAAAAGCAGUUGCUCCACUUCCGCUGGAGCGUGCUGCCGGCGACGACAACACGCCUCGGUACAGUGACGACGGCAGUGCUCGCGCCGACGCAGCACCAAUGUCUCCACGCACCGUCGACCCGGUCGCUUCCAGUGACAAGCUACCAACACAGGACAACCCUUUCGAUGAGUACUCUCAAACCACAGCCCGGUAUAGCGACGACGGUGCGCCGGUGGAGCCGAUGCCGAGUCUGCCGCUGGCGUCCAAUGCCGUCACGAACGACACGUUUGAUAGUUUGUACACCCCGCCGGGCGACCACCGCCGGCCGUCACUCGCCAAGCGCGGGAGCGUCUCGUCCGUUAUGUCAUUGGACGCCUCGCCGCUGCCGUCCGACCGGUCGUAUGACAACGACUUUGACGAUCCUGCCGAGCUACUCGCACCGGACGCGACACUGCUGCACGCCGAGUCGAGUUAUAGCUUGGACGAGUUUGACGCCUAGUCGACUAGUAUAGAACUAUGUAUCCCUUGUCGCUACGCCUUAUCAAAGAGCGCG